CAUUUUAAAAAUGGCGUCCGAUACUCAAGAAAAUGAUACCGGAGACUCUUUCAUGUCUAGUUUAUUUGACAAUUCUUUAUCUGAAGAUGACAAGAUUUCAAAUUUAACAAAGCUAUUAAGAAUACUGAAUUACAGCAAAAAAGCAUCAAAGGAAAAUCAUGUUUUACUUGUGUCUCUGCUUCCAGUUACGGCUCACCACUUAUCAUCUUUAAAUGCAAAAACUUUGACAAACAAAGUAAUAGCAUUGUGUCGAGAAGUAAUUGACUUGCUUCUUUUGAAAAUUGAAGAAUCUAAGGAAAUAAAUAUCACUUUAUGUUCUCUCGUAACUUGUUUGACAAAAUUCUGUUUGGGGGACGAAGUUCUCCAAGCUGAAGAUGUUGCAAAGCAUUUAAAACUCUUAGAGCAACAUAAAAUUCCAAAUAUUAAUGAAUCUGAGGAUUUAACAAUUGAGAGACUACACCAGAAAAAUAAUGUAUUUGAUUUUAUGACAUCAAGUACUUUCUACUCUUCUCAUUCAACCUCUAACUUGCAAUUAUCAGACAAGUGUCUCUCGAUAUUAAAGUCAAAGAAUGGAAUUACAAGAUUAAUUAAUCUUUGUUCAAAAAUAACAUUUAAAAUAAACAAGCCUAAUUUUAUAAAUGAAUUGUCUCUUUUGCAUUCUGUAUAUCGAGAAGAAUUGUUGUGUGGCUUAAGCACUGUUGAUGUCAUAGUAAAAACAGUUGUUUCAUGCUUGGAAAGUUUAGCAGACUAUGACAAAUACAAUAUAUGCGUGUUCCAGUAUACGUUAGAUAUUUUUGAUCAAGUAUGUCAAUGGCUCAAAUCGGGGAACUCAUAUAAUCAUACGGUUCUUCAAAAUUUGUACUUAAUCGCUGCACACUAUAUAAGUGUAUUUAUAGAAAAAGAACUGGGAAAAACAGAGGACUCGACAGGAAGCAAGCAAAAAUGCGAAAGAGAUAUGAUAAUGAUUAUGUCAGGAAAAGAACUUGUCGUAAUUUUAAAUUUUCUUUUUAGUGAACUGAGUGGUUCUAAACUAUCUGAUAUUCUCAAGGAUCAUAAAGACACCCCAAUUAAGGCUCUUUUAGCUCUUAAUUUUUCAAGUUUAGACAGAAUAAAGAAAAUUAAUUCAUCAGUAAAAACUUUACCAUUGCUAAUUCGACUGUUGAAUUACUGCUAUACUAUUGCUUGUUCUGUAAAAGAUACUGUAAUUUCCAAUACAAAUGAAAACAACGAUAAACAAGUAGAUGGUGAAGAAAUGGACCUAGCAAGUCUUAAUUCUUUAGAAGAAGAAAUUGAGAAGGAGUCUAUAUUAGGAAAAUGGAUGCAAACUUUAAUGUAUCCCGAAAUUGAAUUUGAUAUUUUAUCUGUCGAUGGAAGCGACGACUUUGACGGCGAUGAAUUGGUUAAGAAAAAUUUACUGGAGUUAGAAAGCACACCUCCUGCUCCAUUUCUAAGUCUAGGAGCAAAAAUUCUUAACUUGAUCUUUACCAGUAUGCUAUCUGAAGUAGCUUCUCCUGAAUUAAGACGGAUUUUUGUUGACGAUUUCAAUGGAAGUGAAAUGGAAGUCAUAUCAAAUAUAACUAGCACCUUUGAUAGCAACUUCGAUCUGCUUAUUGACUUUGAGCCCGCUGGAUAUUUUAGUUCUAUGUUAGUAAAGUUCAAUCACUUUUUAAUAGCGUCAAAAUUAUUAUCUGAAGAAAAAGAAAAAGCCAUCUUGGAGUAUCUUCAUGUUUAUCCCAGUAAGCAGGCUAUAUGGAAAUUAAACGUCAAUAGGCGAGUCUUGAAUGUUUUAUUUCAAGUUAUACUUUUGAAACAGCAAGAGGAACGUCUAACUAAUACGCCUACUAAAUCUUAUGAAAUAAUUAUAAAUAUUUGGAAUAAAGUAUUAUCUACCCUAGUUGAAAAUACAAUUCACCCACCAUCAAAAAGUGAAAAUCAAGAUGAUUUGAAUGUGGAACAAGCACAGUUUUUGGUGUUCAUGUUUCACUCAUUAGAUCCUAUACAUCGUAAAACAAUUUUGAGUCAACUAUUAGAAUGCUUAAUCAAAAUUUCAAGUUUUACUAUUGUGGGAGCCGAGGCUGUUUUACCGCUUUCAAGAUUAUUGAUCCUGGCAAAUAAUUUACUCCUGUACUUUUAUACUCCUAGUGAUGAUCUUCUUGAACAUGUACAACACAAUCUUUUUGAAAGUUUUAACUGCAAAGAAAGCUAUAUCUUAUUUACAUUUUAUGAGAAUUUAGAUGAUAGGAAGCCAUCGAAGUUUUAUUGGUUGUCUAAAAAAGAUUUUUCCCUAACUACUAACUUGAGUAGGUGGCCCCGAAUGGAUGGAUUAGCUCGGACUUUCAUCACAACAAACAAAAAAGGUAUUGAUUACGAAGUGUUUUAUCGAUCAAUGACAAAAAUUUUUGAUGAUGUUAUAUCAUGUUCAAAUGCUAAUGGAAGUUUGGAACUAUAUUCUAUACGAUAUGCUUUGAGUAUCUUAUGGCAGAUGUUUGAUUAUCUGCCGCCUUCAGAGGAAUUUUUGAAGCACAUAAGUCAUUCUCCAAUAGAUAAAAAGAAACCUUACAGUAAAAUGGUUGUUACUCGUUUACAAAAUGCAAAUUAUCGUGAAGCAUUAUCUGAAAUUGUAACAAAGCAGGGUACUAGUGGCAGAGGUGAAAAAGUUGUAGAAACUGCUUUCAAUAAUUGUUGCCGAAUUGAAAGGAACGUUGAAGAAAUUUUAAAUGUUUUAAAAAAUGCUGAAGAAAUUUCCUUAAGUAGCAUGGCAGAUUUAAAUACAUCUCUUGCUAAAGGCUAUGCGCUAUUGGACACAUGGAUACAAGAUAGAACAAGUAGCCGAGAUUCAGAAUCAAAGACUCCUAAUGAAAUAGCAUCAGAAUUAAUAUUACCUUUUUGCAAAGCCAUUGAAUUUUACUCUGGAGCAGUACGAGAAAGACUAGUGAAUAAAUUAAUCAGUAAAAAUAAGUACUCCGAGGAAGUCGAACCUCUACUAAAAAUAAUAAUUUCAAUGACAUCAACACAAGCACCUAUAUGCCUUUGUACGAAAUAUCUUCCAGCAAACACCCAAAAUAUUAUUGCUAAAUGGGCAGAAGUUCAUAGUUUCCCAAAUUGCACAUCAUGGAAUGAAAAGAAAGAUGAUGGAGAUCAAACUACUUCUUAUUUAAACAAUGUCUUCCUAACCACAGUCCAGGAAAUGACAACUUUCCCUGCAUCAGUUAACAAUUGUGUAAAGUAUGUGCUGAGUACUCUGCUACAGUUUUUCAAUCGACUAGUAGAGUGGUGCGAAAAAGUUCCGGCACAAGUGAGCAUGUAUAUCUUUCCUCUGCUCUUUGAUGCAUCUGCACAAUAUGUUUCCGAGUAUGUGGAAAGUAUUGUUCAUAAGGCAGUUGGUAAUAAUGAUAGCGAACAAUUUAAGAAGAUGUCGUUACAAACUGCAGUCAAUAAUUCAUAUCGUCUAGCAUUGACGCCGUCAUUAUCUGAAGAAAGAGUUUUGGCUCAAAGCGGAAAACACUCUAUCUUUGAGAACGUAGUCAAAGAUGAGAUUUACGUUGAAUGUAUGAAACUUUUAGAGCUGUGUAUUGAAAAACCUGACUCUGGUAUUCCUGCUAUUUCCGAGAUACUUAGAUAUUAUGAAGAAAAACAGUCAAUAGUGGAAAUUCUUUUGACUUCAGCUUCAGAAUGGCGACCAGUAGCUUAUAGAAAGAAAGUGCUGUCGUUUUUUUCAUCUCUAUUUGGUUUACUUUCAAGUACUGAAGAAGCCUAUUACCUUCAAUCAGUUAUUCUUUGUGAUAAACUGUCCAACAUAAAAGACAUUGAUGACAAAUUGAUUCAUUAUUGGUUAUGGAAUAUGGUUAAAAUUCCGUCACACAGUGACUCAUCAGAAGAAAUAUGUGUAACUGAAAUUCGUGGACUUCUCCAUAAGCUGGUAGCCACAAUGGCUUCUUUAGAUAAGUCAGCUAUUGAUUCAAUGAUUGCGGAAACUCUCUUAACUCAUCUUCUAAUUAUAAGUGAGCAGUUACUUUAUGAAAAUAAGACUGUCGCCUUUGGGGAACUAUUCGUAGUCAUGCUGUCUUUAGCCACUGCGUGCAAAAAACACGAACUAUUAUGCCAGAAAUCUUUACAAUUUCUUGAAAUUUGUGAAAAGUACUUAAAUGAGCGAAAGGUACUGGAGAAGUUAUUGUGCUCUGAAGAAAAUGGAAAAUUAACUACGAUGCUUGAAUGUAUCUCUUACGUCCUUACUUACAUUAAGCAGAUAUUUAGCUGCGAUAGAGUUCAAGAUCAGGAAGAAAGUGAUAGCGAGAGCUGUUUGGAUGAGGAGUUUGGUCAUGAAUUAGCUCCUAGCGAAGGAUCCGAUGGAGAAGAUGAUGAAUUAUGUACUUAUACAGUUACUCAAAAAGAAUUUAUGAAUCAACACUGGUAUCAUUGUUACACAUGCAACAUGGUAGAUAACAUAGGUGUUUGCACUGUAUGUGCAAAGGUUUGUCAUAAAGGUCAUGAACUAGCUUACGCCAAAUGCGGAUCAUUUUUUUGCGACUGUGGAGCGAAGGAAGAUAAUUCUUGUCAGGCCUUAACUAAAAGGACAAGCACUUACACAACUGAUACUAUGCUUCUAACGUCAACUGGUUCACAUCCAGCCGAAUCUAAAUGGGAAGCUAAAGAUAAAAGCUUCGCUUCCAAAGUUAAUAAUUGCUUGGAAGGGGUAGAUAAAACUAAUUUAAUAAGUAUCAUUGGAAAAUCAUCUGUGGUAGAAAACACCGUUCGCUUACUUUCUUCUGUUAUACCUUUACUUAGUCAUUCCUUUGAGGUAUCUCCUUCUGUGGCAAAUAUUGCCAGAAAGCAUUUAUCGGAUUUACACACAAUCGUAAGAAAAGUUGAAAUAACUGAUAGUUUGAUAAAUAGUACCGUUGUAUCACAAGAUGGGUGUCUAGAGAAUGUAAAAAGCCAAUACAACGGAGAUCAAGCGCAACAAAUUCGACAGCUGAUAAGUAACUCUACAAUAAGACGCGUUGCUACAUGUGGUAUUCCUAUUAAGAAAAAGCAUUAUCUCGCCAUUAGUCAUGAUAAGUGUAAAUUGACUAUGUUUCAACUCUCAUCAGCAUUGAAACAACUAGAGGCAAACAAAUCUAAAGUUACGCUAACCAGAACUUCAUCAACAACAUUACCGUUUGCAAUCCUGUCUUUUACAACUAAUCCUUGCAAUGAAGAAGUUAUUGCAGUUUGCGGAUUAAAAGACUGUCAUGUUUUGUCUUUGACCAACAUUGCCAAAGUUCGCGAACAUUUAGCUCUACAUCCAAGUCUAGAUGCUGGAAAUUAUGUUGUCAAGGUUAUAUGGCUACCCGCUUCAAAAUCUUCUCUUGCUCUCAUUACGGGCGACUUCAUUAAAAUAUUCAAUCUUUCAAAUGACAUUAUUAGUCCCAACUAUUAUUUUGUCGUACCCGCUGGAAAAAUUAAAGAUGCUACUUUUAUUGUAACUGAACAUGGAGCUCAGUAUAUUGCUAUAAUGGCUUCUACUGGCUAUGUGUACACUCAAAUACUGGAUGAAACAGCUCAAAAUGGAGCUUUUUUUGUCACGAAUGUGAUAGAUAUUAAGCAUGUCGAUAUUAAGACAGAAGCUAAUGGAACAAUCUCUGGUGGAGGAGGAUCAGUAUAUUAUUCACACUUGUUGCAGUUGUUAUUUUUCAGUUUUCUAUCUGGAAAGACCUUUUAUAGCCCAUUGAGGCAAGACUUGGGUAAGGCGACCAAUAUAUGCUCUCUAACACUACAGAAAAAUGUGAGCAGUAGUGCUAAACAGAAGCAGGCCCUAGUCAAUUGGUCUGAGACUAUUGAUCAUCCAGGACUUCUCACUGCGUAUAGUCAACAUUUGAAUAUACCGAUCGUUAUUAUGGUGUCACCAAAUGGCAUUUUUGCUCAAGAAGUUAAGACCAGUAAAUCAAAAAUUUUGGAUGUAAGUUUAAUAAGUCAUCCAAUAAUGAAUGUAAAUGAUAAACGCAGAACAACAUUGAUGAUUCUUUGUGAAGAUGGAAAUUUGAAAAUGCAGAGUAUAAACAUGGAAACUACUAACUUUUGGCUCAAUCCUCAAGUGCGAAAUCCAAUGUCAGCAUAUCGACCUGUUCACCGUAAAAAAAUUGCAUCGAAUCGAAAUUCUGGAAUUAAAAAUGCUGGACAAAGCUUUCCAAUUGACUUCUUUGAAAACUGCCAGGCAACUAAUGAUUUUGAAGUUGGUGGACAAGAUUUGCUACAAGUUUACAAUGCAUCUCAAGCCAAAAAUCGCCUUAUUUCACCAGGAACUUACGUAGUUUGUGCAAACCCUAAUGGUUUUAAGAUAGAAAUUACAAACACGUCUACGUCUCAUGUACCUGUGGGUAUUCGAAUUCAAGUUGGUUCUCAGUCUGUCAACAGAAUACCAUCCAGUAUUGAUGUCUUCGGGCGAUCCGUUCCAGUUAAUACAACUCGUAGUAACAGAUGGUAUGAUAUACCUUUCUCAAAAGAGGAGAGCACAACUGCCGUUCGCUCAUUUUCUAUAUUUUUUGCACCAUCAAGUGAUCCUGAUGGAGUUAUCAUAAUUGACUCCAUAAAGGUGCAUGUAUGUAGCAAGGAGUCUUUUGGUUGGUCAGGAAAUGAAACAGAAAAUGUUGGGCAAUCAAGUAUGGAUGAACAAGGUGUUAAUAUGUCCCAGGCUACUGAUCAAAGUAUAGCCAGUUCAAGAACUGAGAGACUAAUUGCCGGAGCCUUACAAUUCCUAGAUUCGUCAUUGAAAUUAUGGAAGAAUGAUAAGCGUCAAAUUUUACUUGACUUGUGCACAAAUAUCAUUACCCUUCCGACAUCAAAGAUUCUUGAACAGAGUGCGUCAGGUCUAUUGGCCUCUUUACACAAUAGCAGAACAGCUUAUCAUAUCCAUAAGGACGACUGCCAAUUACAAUAUGUCAUGAAUAUGUUUGGAAGCUCAACUUCUAUGGACUCGGAUACGUUCCAAAGACUUCUAGUUAUCAUUCGAUCAAUUGCAGUUGCUCGACCAUAUAAUUUAACAAAAUUUUGUGAAAAACAAUUAACUAAAUCCUUAUCUGCUGGCCCAAGCAGAAGCGAUGUAACUUUAGUGGAGAACACGUCAAAAGAUGAAGAAAAUAAAGAAACUCUGCAAUCUCUUCUGGAUAAUAUAAGUGAUACUGAUGAACAUAUUUUGAUGAAGAUUUCUGGAAUAUUUUGGAAACUUCACGGAUCAAGACCUCUAGCUCGAAAUGUGGCACCAGUUGGUUUACCCGGCCUUCAAAAUACCGACCUGACAGUUAUGGCUAUGAUUGAUAUUAUCGAUGCCUUCUGCAAAUCAGGCGAAAGUGAAAUUAUACAGCUUUCCAGCCGGUUAUACGCAAAAUUUUUAUUGUCUCCAUUCCCAAAUGUUGCAUUUCCUGCUCGAAUGGCUUUGAAUCGUUUGUUUAAGCCAUCUUUGAAGAGAGUUCGAAAAGAUACUUCACCAGCUCGUUGUAGCACACCAGCAAAAUUACCAACGGAUGACAUGAUGAGUCAAUUGGAAAGUGCGGACGAUGAAACAACUAUGGUAGAACUGGCCAUAGCACUUAGUCUACAAUCGGAACAGUAUAGCGAUAACUCUACCCCAAAUAGUGACGAUGAAGUCGGUUCUAAUGCGGCAACUGAUGGUUCUACCCUCCGAACAUCACCUGUUGAGGUGGCUAGUGUAGCUGGUUCAGAAAGUGGCGGUUCAAUAAUUGAUUCUAUUUCUGGAGGUGCUAGAAGCGAAACCAGCAGCAUUGUCAGUGCUGUCCCACCUUCAGCUGGGGAGGAUGAAAACAAUCCUAGUAUGAAAUCUCUGUUGCUAGAUAAAUUGACAGACUAUAUUCCCUUCUUGGAAAAUGGAUUACAAUCAAUUCCCUUCCUUCAAGUUAUCUUUACUCUUGCAGCAUCGAUGGAUGGUAACGAAGGAAAUGAUAGAGCUGUGCUAGACAGAUUAAUAUCUGUUGUAGUCGAUUCAAUUCGAAAAACGCCUUGCGAAACACUUGUGGAAAGAUCACAACAUAACGAAGUUGUUCUCCUAUUUUUCAGAUUUAUAUCUGUUUGUAUAUCAUAUAAAGGAGUUUUAAAAUCAAGUAAAGUCAGUAAAAAUAAACCUGCUGACUGGCUUCAAGCUAUAAACUCUCUUACAUCAUCGGUUAUCACACAGUCAAAUCUUUUUGAAGUAUUUGAAAAAAUUUUAAAGCUAAUGCUAGAGAGACAUUGGAACAAUGCUGGAGAUGCUUGGCACAGUUCUGGGGAAAUUCUUAAGGUUAGCACCAUGCAGCUACCAGAUAUGACACCAUUCUUCACGAAGCCAUACGUUAAAAGUCAUUCCACUGAUGUUUUUUCAUCGUAUCCAAAACUUCUAACUGAGUUUGUUAUUCGAAUUGUCUACCAGAUGAAAAAACAAGUUGAUGUUCAUGAGGGGAAUCCGGAAUCAAUGUCAUCUUGGAAUGCUCUUUUGUGUGAUUUCCUGAUGUUAUCUCAAUUAGACAGCUCGGUAAGAAAACAAAUAAGGAAAUUGCUUUUAGCAUUUGCUCAAUCUAAAGAAAAAUAUCGUAAAAUUCGCGACGAACACUGCCUAAAUGCUUAUAUGAGUGGAGUUGAAAACUUAUUUAAGGAUAUGGGAGUGAAACAAUUAGAUGAUGGUGAGGAAAUGCCGUUGUCUUACAAUAUGCUCCUAAAAGUAAUUGAAAAGCUAAAACUUUGUCUGGAUAUUGCUAAUCAAAGGAGCUCAAAUUGGCAGCAAUAUUGUAUGAAGAAUACCAAUACAUUGCCUUUCCUAGUAUGGUGCUCAGUAAGUCUCCAUUCAGCUGUUGCACCAACUUGUUUAUCCCUGUUACAAUGCGCUCUGACUUCUCAAGAGGGUGAAGAACAAAUAGCUGAACAUCUAAUUCCCUUUUUGGCUCCUUUAAUAUCGAGUAAUCUGAUACGAAAACUUAUGCUGGAUUCAAACGUGACUGGUGUUCGUUGGCAAGUUCAUGCUCUUGUUUUACUUCUCUGGAAACAUUUAAAUGGAGAAGACCAAAGAAUAUUGUUAGAUAGAAUGUGGAGUCUUUGGAAUGAUUUAAAAGAAUAUGGGGAAAAGGCAGCACAAUUUGUGGAUCUGCUGGGUUAUUUUUCUCUUCGAACACCAAAUUUAAAAACGUCGACGAUAGCAAAAUAUGUUCAGUCAGCUGUAGAUGUGAUGAAGGAACAAAAUGAUGCUAUGAAUAGCCACCCUAAUGCUACCUUUUAUUCGCAUUUAUCCAAUUUAAUCCAACCCUUGGUUGAUAAUGACAUUGGAUAUUAUUUAGAAAAUGAGCCAUGCUUGGUAUGCAACACGCCUGAGAUAGCCUUUUCAAAUGCUAAGUUGUCAACUUUAAAAGUAGACACAAAGUUUACGGCAAACACACAAUUGGUUAAGCUGGUCAGUACGCAUAUGAUCCAUAAAAUUAGUUUCAAACUAACAGAUGUAAAGCGUAUGAAGAUGAUACGCACUCUGAAUAUCUAUUAUAACAAUAGGCCAGUGAAUGCUAUAGUUGAACUGAAGAACAAACGGGAAUUAUGGCAAAAAGUAUCCAAAGUAAGUUUAAGUGCUGGACAAGCAGAAGCAAAAGUCGAUCUACCUUUACCAAUCACAGCUUGUAAUUUAAUGUUUGAAUAUGCUGACUUUCAUGAAAAAAGCAUAAGUACGGGAGAUACCUUACAAUGUCCCCGUUGUUCAGCGACCGUAGCCUCAUCUCCCGGUGUUUGUGGAAAUUGUGGAGAAAACGUAUUUCAGUGCCAUAAAUGUCGAGCCAUAAACUACGAUGAGAAAGAUCCAUUCUUAUGCGUUGCUUGUGGAUUUUGCAAAUACGCUAAAGUUGAUAUUUCACUAUACGCGAGGACAACUUGCGAUGUUGGAAGUAUCGAAAGUGAAGACGAUAAGGCCAAGGCUCUGAAUAGUAUUAGCAAUCUAUUAGAAAAAGCUGAUAAAUUAUAUAAAGAUUUAAUGGGAAAUAAGCCAACAUUAGAAACUUUACUUUUAAAAGUUGUCGACUGUGACAUAGCUACAGGCGAAGGCGGUGAAAAUGCUGCAGUUAGUACCCUUAUUCAUCAAGUGGCUAAUAAGUAUAACGUUGAUUGUCGAAAUACUUUUGAGGAUCUAAGUAAAUGCAUAGAAAAAAUUGUUGCUUCAAGAAAAGAGCUUGUUGAGUACACUAAGGGUGGUCAAUUAGUUGAAGAUUCCAAGAAAUCUAAAAAUUGCUAUGGCUGUUCCAAUGCCACACUCUCGCAUUGUAUCACCCUUUUAACAGCUUUAUGUUCAAAAGAAAAUAUUCGUGCUCAACUGGCCCAACCGCAAUUCUUUAAACUUUUAUUGAAUGUUAACUUACCAAAAGGAACGAUAAACAAUAGAGGCAAAGUAAGGAAAUUAAUAUGUGCCUUGAUACGUAAUGAUGAAAAAGCUACAAAUAUCGUUAACACUCUGAUUUUAAAAAGAAUAACAAAUUCUAUAGCCCAAUAUAAGAAAGUUCCUUUCCUCUUUGGUAAUGGAGUACGACACUGCAUACUUGUACUGGCCGCCUCUCUUUCAGAUGUGUCGGAUAAAGCUUGGCCUUUAAGAGUUCGAACCUUGCUUCAGAUCUUACUCCUUUCAAAUCGAAUACAAACAGCCUGUGUAGUUCAUUAUGUUACCUUGCCAUGUGUGCGAAUUUUGAAAUCUCUACUAGGAGAAAAGCGAAAAUCGAAGACAGCAGCGUUACCGAUCGUUAAUGCAAAUCUCUUUUUGGAAAGUGCCUCAGUGGACUGGGUGAAAAAUCCAUCAGAUAAAUAUUUCGUGGUUCAAAAAUAUGUCAAUAUAUGGAGAUCAAAGAUUUCUAAACGUGACUCUUGGGUGAAAAAAGCCAUUUUGUGUAAAAGUAACAGAUCUUUACGAGUUGUUACCUGUCAAUUAAUAGGACAAAUUAGUCUAAAUGAGUCACAGAGAACCAAGAGUUUGCUGCCAAUGCUUAUAUCAUAUUUAGAAUCUAUUGAGGGAAGUAAUGGGUGCGAAUUAAUAAUUUUAUGUAAAAAACUAAUAGAAGAAGAACGCUGGCGUCAUUACGCAGUUGUCAACUGUGAUUUAAUUCCGAAAUUGUGUGAAUUGAUAAAUAUACAAGUAAAUAGGUUAAUGGAAUUAGAGCAGUCGACAUUCGAUUGCGAUGUCGCUGGAGGAUCGUGCUUGUAUUCCUUAACUUGUUUAUUGACUAGCUUAGUAAAUGACGAAUGGAUAAAGCAAAGUAAAAAAUCUGUGCUUCUAGCUGUAGUCUUAAAUGCAUUCUUGUCAUUGAAGAAGAUGAUAGUACAAAGAACAAAAUUGCUUGACGACACUCAAAGUAAAUUUCUGGAGGCUUUGGAACAAUUAACAUCUGGGACAGAAAAAGAGAAGAAAGAUUUUAUGAGCGUUUGCAUUAACACUGUGACAAGAUUUCCAAAGGAAGACUUAACUACACCAGUCUUCAUUUUUGAACGAGUUGCUAAUAUGAUUAAGCCGGAAGAGGAAGACGACAGUGAAAUUUUAUUAAAUUUAGAAAAAGAUGCACAACAGGAAGACUUUUUGCAAGGCAGAAUGCUUGGUAAUCCAUAUUCUACUAAAACUCCUAAUAUUGGUCCAUUAAUGAGAGAUGUGAAAAAUAAGAUUUGCACCGACUGCGAACUGGUAGCAUUGUUGGAAGAUGAUACUGGAAUGGAACUGUUGGUCUGUAACAAGAUUAUUGCUUUGGAUCUGUCAGUAAAAGAUGUCUGGAGGAAGGUAUGGGUUCCGCAGCAAGGAGACUCCGUAGCUAUGAGAGUCGUCUACCGUAUGAGAGGUCUGCUUGGUGAUGCUACUGAAGAUAUGAUAAAUUCUCUUACUUCUUCGAAUGGUGAGGAAAAAGAUGAUGAAGAAGUAUUUGCUUUGGCGAGCGUUUUGGCAGAAAAUUGUAAUGGAUUAGAUGUAAUGCUGGACCGCCUAGCCGCCAUCGAAAAUUUGACUACUGGUAGAAAUUUAAUGACUGUUUUGUUCAAAUUAUUUACCUAUUGUGUGAAAAUCAGAAUUUGCCGCUUAGCUUUAUUAGACAAAUCGACUAUACCAUUUAUGCUCACAGCAUUGAACGUUUGUCUUAAAGGUGAAUGCGAAAGUUUAGCUAUAUCUGUUCUUUCCAUUAUGGAGGCUGUGUUACAAGAAGCAAGUGCUCAGAGUCCUCAAAAAUAUGCUGAUUUUACAAAAAGACAAGGGGCUGAUACAAGCCAACUUUUACUACUUCUAGAACAUAUGCAUUCUCCACUUGUAAGAGCCUCAUCCAAUUUACUGCAGGCGCUUAUGAAAGUUGUACCAUUCUUGGCUUUCGGACACAGUGAAAAGAUGAUUGCGCUCGCCGAAUAUUUUGAACCAUUUUUGAUUUAUGAUCAAUUUGAUAAGGAGCAUUCUACUACAGAUGUUAUGCACGUUGAUUGCUUCGCUCAAGUUGUAAAUGGAAUAGAAGCGAAUGCUAAUGGGGAAAUGUUGAAAGAUCUUUUAUUAGAAAAAGGAUUUGUUGACUGUUGUAUUAAAUAUUUGAAAGAUCAUUCGCCACCAAUAGUAACCUACCUGGCUACAGAUCAAGAUGAUUGGAAAGAUAUGAUAAAAAAGCCAGCCCUCCCUUAUGUUUUACGAAUUUUAAAUGGUUUAGUAAAAGGGCACCUCCCUAGUGCAAGUCGUGUUUCCGAAUUAGUAAACGUUCUCCACAAAUUAGAACAAGUUUCUUCAGAUGGUAAUAUAGGAACUUUAGCAGAAAAUCUGCUAGAUAGCAUCAGAGUUCAUACUAGUUUGAAGAAAGUUGUUGAAGAUUUCCGUUUAAAAACUAAGGCUGAAAAGAAAAGAAAAGCCCUUGCCAUGCGUAAUAAACAUCUUGAUAGUUUAGGAAUGAAAACAAACGAAAAAGGUCAAGUAAAAGCUGACGUAAAGAGCAAAUGGCUAGAGGCUGAGAUUCAAGAGGAAACGGGAAUGGUUUGUUGUAUUUGUCGCGAGGGCUAUAAGAAUCAACCAAAUAAAGUAUUAGCCAUUUACACUUUUACAAGACGUACCCAAUUGGAUGAAUUUGAAGCAAAGAGUCGAAAAUCUGCUGGCUAUUCUACACUAACGCAUAUGAACGUUGUACACGUUGACUGUCACGUAGCGGCUGUUCGCCACUCGAGAAGUAGGGAUGAAUGGGAAUCAGCAUUGUUACACAAUUCUAACAGCAAAUGUAAUGGCUUAUUACCACUAUGGGGACCAGAUGUUCAAGAAAGCUCAUUCGCUUCAAAUCUAGCAAAGCAUAAUACCUACAUUCAAGACUGCACUGGUAUAAGAGACGCGACGGUUACUCACACCCUACACGAUUUAAAAUAUCUGCUGUUUAGUUUGGCGCUUAGUCGAACACUUACGGGAGAGAGUGGAGGAGGUGGUAGGCAAAGUAAUCUGCAAUUGGUACCCCAUAUAAUGCAUAUGGCAUUAUACGUGCUUAAUACUACAAGAAUUGUCACCAAAGAGCUAGAAGGUUUGAUUGGUCAUAUUCAAACCCCAGGUAGCGCGAGAUGGCUACAGUAUGCCUAUGAGGUAGAUAAUGCUCUAUUCUGGACUAUAUUAGCUUUGCAUCUAUUUGAUGAUGGUACCUGGAAAAAAUAUCGAUUAUCCCUUUUGAAGCAUCUGAUAGUCAUGAGUCAUGCCCGAAAUGUGCUUGGAGAACCUGAAAAUGGUAAAGUUCCCAAUCUAGUUCUACCAGAUUUGUCACCUUGUCCGUUUGAAGUCUACAAACCUUACGUGAUUUUUUGGUGUAUAGUUGAUGCCCAUUAUAAAGUUCUCUUUGAUAGAGUAAAAAGUGAUCUGGCUCAUUGGCCAGCUGAUCUCGCUCUGUUUAUUCGCCGAAAUGAUUUGACAGAACAAAGUGAUAAAUUACUAGUAAUUUACGAAAAAGAAAUGCUGAGUGCUCAAUCAUUCGAUCAAUUGUUCGAAUUAAGCGGUUUGAAGGAUGAAAUAAAAAACCCAUAUGCUUUUAUAACAGAGGCUUUGGCUCCUCUCCCAACAAAAUAA
Molecule: messenger RNA, 14029 nt
Organism: Dimorphilus gyrociliatus
Lineage: Eukaryota; Metazoa; Annelida; Polychaeta; Dinophilidae
Source: the annotation of a GenBank genome assembly